Messenger RNA from Sesamum indicum (sesame), 3735 nucleotides. RefSeq lists its product as uncharacterized. The record is from RefSeq and is a predicted model, not a curated record. Gene Ontology annotation, biological process: regulation of gene expression. Gene Ontology annotation, molecular function: RNA nuclease activity. NCBI's taxonomy places the organism in Eukaryota, Viridiplantae, Streptophyta, Magnoliopsida, Lamiales, Pedaliaceae. Gene Ontology annotation, cellular component: peroxisome.
GUUUUAGCUCCUCCCACCUUCUUCCCCGAAAACCCUUGCAAACUACAGUGAACCGACUUUGGGGGAGCCCUAUAUGCUCUUCUCCACGCUACUCCUUAAAUGAUCAAACCCUCAAUUCUUUCAAAUUUCCCUCUCACUGUCCCAAAAUGAAACCCAUUUCUCGGAGGCCCAUUUUCACGCUUUCCUUUUUCGCCACGGCGAGCCACAGAACAAUCAAGAAUUCCCAUUUUGUAGCGUUUUCCACGCAGACCCAUCAAGGCUCCGGCUUCCAUCCCCGGCGGCAGGAGGAGGAGAGCCGCAGUGUGCGGGUGUCCGUGUGGUGGGAUUUUGAGAAUUGCAAUUUACCGUUGAACACCAAUGUGUUUAGAGUGGCGCAGUGCAUUACCAAUGCCGUCAGAGCUAAUGGGAUUAAGGGUCCCAUUCAGAUUACGGCUUUCGGUGACGUAAUGCAGAUUUCCAGGACCAACCAAGAGGCCCUUUCUUCUACUGGGAUCAGUCUCACCCAUGUUCCUUCUGGUGGCAAGAACAGUGCUGAUAGGUCUCUUCUUGUUGACCUUAUGUACUGGGUUUCCCAAAAUCCUCCACCAGCACACCUUUUCUUAAUAUCUGGUGACCGAGAUUUUGCUGGCAUUUUACAUCGGCUAAGGAUGAACAACUACAACAUCUUACUAGCUAGUCCAGAUAGUGCUCCUAGCGUCCUCUGCAGUGCAGCGACUAUCAUGUGGCAAUGGAGUUCUUUACUCAAAGGAGAGAACCUUACAGGGAAGCUCUUCAACCAGCCUCCAGAUGGUCCAUACAAUUCUUGGUAUGGUUACUACAAGGCUCCCCUUGAGGAUCCAUUUCCAGUUACAGAUCAAUCCUCAUGUUUGCACACUGAUGAAUCAUGUGGGUUGGCUCCAGAUUCUAAGCCUCGACCAAUUCCAAAGGCUGUAAUGAAGCAUAUCCGUCAGAUUCUUAAUUCAUAUCCUGAAGGAAUUUCGAUUACAAAUCUUCGGGCAGAAUUAGCUAAGAGUAAUUUGACAAUAGACAAAGACUUCUAUGGAUGUAAAAAGUUCUCUCGUUUUCUUUUGGCCAUGCCACACAUUUUAAGGCUUUAUAAUGGAACUGAUGGCCAGCUUUUUGCGAGAGGUGCAAACACCAAAUUUCUUGAUGAAUCUGUUGUGGCUACAUAUGUAGAGCCUACAGCUAAUGAUGGAGAACCUGAAGUUGGCAGUGUUGCUAAACCAAAUGGGGAGGUAAGUGCUAGUGAGGAUAUGAGUGAGAAGUCAAGAUUGUUUCCAGUUCCAGAACCAAAAUCAAAAGCUCAGUCAGCAAACUCCCAUGAGUACCAGAAGGAAGAAAAGCAGAAUGAGUCGUCUUCAUCACUGAGUUUGCAAGGGACCAAAGUGAAAGCUCAAGCAACGCAAGAUCAGAAGAAUGAAGAAAAGCGGAAAGAGACCCCUUCAAAAAGAAAUAUUAUUCAAGAGAUACGACAGCAAGAGAGAAAGGGAAAAGUGCAGGAGAAACCAAAGCAAGUUGAUGUGGCUUCUCCAGGUGUUGAAAUCAAAGAGUCUUCUGAAAAACGUAAGAACCAAGUUGUUGUUCCUAAUGAGCUUAGUUCUGCUCCUGAAAUUGGGAUCUUCAGAAGGAUAUGGAUGUGGUGGUUUGGAAGUGGAGAUACUAAUUCUAGCAAGAGGAACUGUCGGAAAGGUGAUGAGAAGUCGGCUGGAAAGGAUAAUAUUGAGGAAAAAACUCUGAUAACAUGCCAAUCUGCCAAGUCCGUCCAUCCAGCUAUUUUUUCACCUUCGAGUCAUGAGGCUUUGGUUGAUGGAAAAAUUGCUAGGAGUAGUGAUGCUGUUACUGAUGUAUCCAGCCAAGGUUCGAGCUUCUUCAAUCGGUCCACGAGCUGGUUUAAACUUUGGAGUUCCUGGGAGUCUGAUGAUAAAGUGGAAAAAAAUGGUGAAACAGUAGAUCAGAUGGAAGUUACUCUGGAGCAGUCUGAGAUUUUCUUAAAAGAAUCCUUUUGGAAAGAACUGGAGUCAUUCAUUGACACAUCCGAAGGCGUAGCUGCUGUUUUGGAGUCAAGGACCAGGGAGCAUCUGGUGCAAAAUCUACGAAAACAGGGACCUCCAGUUCUGAGCUCUCUUCCUGAAGGAGAUCUUCUUCACCUGGUUGACUUGUUGGUUUCUGACAAGAAAUGGGUGGAAGUAGAUGACUCUCGGACAUUUCCUUUCAGGCUCACUAUGCUGGCUGGGAAGCAUCCGCAUCAUAAACCACCUCUUAGUUCAAAUGGAUUGAGUCAUAUUUUCUCAGGCAGGCAGCCAAAUUUACAGGAAUCUGGAGAGAGAAAGCACCAAAAUCCUCCUCAUGCUGGAGUUCAACAACCCGUAGUUCAUAGAGUUUCCUCGGGCAAGCCCAGAAGUGAGAUAUUGGCCGACUGCCAAAAACUUGUGGAUCAUAUUGUAAAGGAGUAUCCAGAAGGAUUUAACAUGGGAUCCUUUAGGAAACUAUUCCUUGAAAAACACGGUUAUGCUCUUGAUCUGCAGAAGCUUGGCUAUGAAAAGUUGGUGAAUCUUUUACAGAUAAUGCCUGGGGUGAGAAUCGAGUCUAAUCUAAUCGUUCCCGCUUCAGCAUUCAAGAAUCUUGACCCACAAAACAUUGGUAUUCCUAUGGAAGAAAGUAAGGUCAGUCCGGUGAUUGACUCACAUGGUGAAUCUUCGGUUUCGUCGACCAAAGAUGAUGACGGUGACUCUUCUUGGGACGAGCUUGGUCCCCUUGACAGUUCAGGCCCUGGAAAACGGGCAGCAGAAGCAAGGUUGAAUAGGAAAGGCCAAAAUGGAAGAACAGAGUCAAGGCUUCCUGAUUAUGAACCUCUAGAAGAGGAUGACAUCUCUGAUUCAGAAGAGGAGACAUCCUCCAAAUCAGAAAACGAAAUCAAGUCUAGAUUGGAGGAAGAAAGUUCUUUGCUGCAGAUUCUUGAUUCAUGGUACAGCAACAAAGGAGCAGAUGGCAGGAAAGAUGAAUCCACGAGUACCGCCAAUGCAACAGAUAGCACAGAAAUUGGCCUUGGGACCAAGAACGAGUCUCCAGUUGUAAACCCCACACGGAAACAGAAAUCUGUUAGGACCUAUUCAUUUGUCAUGGAGCAACCCGUUGAUGAUAAGGAUAAACUCGUCGACGGCAUAUUGGGUAGCUUGAAGAAGUCCAGUGAGAAGUCAACUGAGUCUAGAGUAUUGGGUUGAACUAUAUUCAGACUAGAAAGAGUACGUUCCCAUGCAGCUCAUCAAUGCAUUAAAUAGCCCACAUGAUAUUUUUUUAGUAGUUUUUAGUGGAAUAGAAGCACUCAUGCACCAAUUGAUGGACGAGAGAGGAACGCUUGAAUCAACGUGGCAACAUAGAAGGUUCCCAUACGCACAUUCCAAUCAAGUAGAGCUACAUGGUUACUUGUAAGCUGUGACAUUCUUUUACCAGGUAACAUUCCUGACUGAGCUUUAUAUUGCAUUGUUUGAGGUUCCAUGGAGACUUUUCAAGGAUUAUGCAUAUGUAAUACAGAAUGAUUGAUACCACAUGCUUAGGGGCAAUGUUCUUUGACACGUUUUCGGUAUAGUUUCUAGCCAAUUAGGGGCUUGAAAUGAGUCAAGCUUUUGAAAAUUCUUGAACUCGAGCUCAUUGGCAAGCUUUCAAAUUUAUAUUUGAGUGAGCUCGUUUUAACUGAUAUAUAAGCACCUUUGUGAAACUUGCCUUUUUUCUUAGGUG